UUGCGCAGGAGUCAGCGCAAGGAGGCGAGACCAGGGAAGUUGUUGCUCCAGGCCCAGUGUGUAGGACAGGCGCGCAUCAGUCCAGUUAAUCGGCGCAGGCACUAAAGUGCCCAUUUCGGGCCGGCUGUCAGUCGGAGCGCGGCCGCGGCUCUAGAGUCCGUCCCGCUGCAAUCGCCGCCGACCCCGGCCCGACCAUGGCAGCCGUGCUGCGGGUGAAGCGGAAGCGCGGCGCCGAGGCUGCCGAAGCCCUGUUGCUGGCCUGCAAGCGGCCUCGGACCGCCGGCGAGCUGGCUCUGGGAGAGCAGGUCGUGCGGACCCUCUUCAGGCUCGCCGCCACCGUCGGCUCGCAGGAUGACAGCGUACACAUCAAAGAAGCCACCUCCAAGGAUAAAGCGCUGCUCGCUGUAAACCCGUCAAGUACCAGCGCCCAGCGUGUUCAGCUCAGCACGCGAGCAUCUCGGCAGACGGCCAUCCAGGAGGGCCGAUACAAAGUCAUUGCCAGCCACAGAAGCAAUUCUUUGAAAUUUCAGCUGGGUGAUGAGAAAAAUGAUCAGGAAACUGGCUCAGAAAUCUCUCAAGCUCAGGACGAAGGAGGAGGAAACGGACAGAAGAACAGCAGCAUAUCUUCUGGAAGCAGCAAAGAUGUUGGAUCUGGAAAGGAAAUUCAAGUGUUUGAUAUCCAGCAUGAAGAGAACAGAGCUGACUCAAAGCACAUAGAUAUCAAGGAUUCUGGUCCAGGGCAGUAUGAUCCAGAGACAAUUCUGUGUAACUCUGUUAAGAUGAUCCGGGAGAAACUUACUGUGUCAAAUUGUGGACUUGGGGCAGAGCAUCGGGAGAAUAUGGACGAGUAUGUUUAUGACAUAUAUUAUACAGAUGGCUACAUUAGUAGAGGUGGAAUCGAAGACAUUCUGUCUGUGGUACCAUAUCAUGAAGAACAAGAACUGAUGAGCGAUGAGAUGAUUGGAGAUGAAACAUAUGAGGAUGAAGAUGAUGAGAAUGAAGAAAAUAAUUGGCGGAAUGAUUAUCCAGAUGAAGAUGACUGGAAUAGUGAAGAGGAUAUGGAAAAACAAGAUGGACCCUUCUCUCGUGAAGAAGAGGACACAUUUAAUUUCUGACAUCUUUUCUCCAACUCUUUCUCCAUGGACACUGGAUCAAAAUUGGAGGAUAGUUUCUGUGAAUGUCUUUUUUUUAAGAUUCAAAUGUAAUAAAAAAUUAUACCGUGCUUGAA
Leucoraja erinaceus (little skate) is the source of this 1228-nucleotide messenger RNA. It is a transcript of the gene slc7a6os, whose product is annotated as solute carrier family 7 member 6 opposite strand. The transcript has 6 exons. NCBI's taxonomy places the organism in Eukaryota, Metazoa, Chordata, Chondrichthyes, Rajiformes, Rajidae. The record is from RefSeq and is a predicted model, not a curated record. Bases 195 to 1115 code for a protein of 306 amino acids. Gene Ontology annotation, biological process: developmental process.